Molecule: messenger RNA, 856 nt
Organism: Prosopis cineraria
Lineage: Eukaryota; Viridiplantae; Streptophyta; Magnoliopsida; Fabales; Fabaceae
Exons: 2
Coding region: 434-754 (106 amino acids)
Source: RefSeq, a predicted model, not a curated record
UCAGACUUUAAAUCUUUAUCUUUAAGAGACGAAGGGAAAUCUGAUUUCGAACGCGAUCCAAGAAGACCGAAGGGGAAAGAUGAGCACUUCACCGGAUGGAGUUUUUUUCGGAAGAUUCAUUCAUUCACUCUUUCUGGGAAAAUAAUGAAAUUACUGGGUGGUGCAUGGAGAGCUUGAAGAUAAAGAUGAAGAUGAAGGAAGACUCGAAGAGGAGGAGAAAAUAUGGUGGGCAGCAUGAGAUAUCAUCCUGCGCAAGUUCAGCGUGAUUAGUAUAGAUUGAAAUUACAGGUGGACGGCAGAGCAUUACAGCAACCAGGAAGAACUGACGAUGAGAUAAAGAAAAUGUGGAACACCCACUUGAAGAAGCGACUCUUGUGCGUGGGACUCGACCCUCGAACCCACAAGCCUCUCUUCAGCUACUGCGCCCCCUCCAAUGCCUCCAAAUCCACCUGCCACAUGGCUCUGUGGAGAGUGCCAGCAGGCACGAGGCCGAGCUCGCCUCUCCAAAGAGACCUCACUUUUCGCCUCUCAUUCUUCCGCCUCCGACUCUGACUUCUUCCUCUGCUUGUGGUACUCCGAAGUCGGCGAGGCCUUCGGCAACUUCAACCGCCUUCUCUUCUUCCGGAUCCUCGUCUUCCGCCAAGUGCGGUGCUGCUACUGCUCCAACGACACGUUCUUUACAACGUUGAACUCGCGUGGAGGAAGAAGGAUGGCGCACGAUGGUUUUGCUUUGGAUCAUCCAGUACCUGGUUGACACCUGUCCCCCAUGAGUCAAAUUUCUUUUUUUUCCCCAAACAUUUCAGAUUUAAGGUAAUGAGAAGUUACAACUUAAAAAAAAAAAAUGGAAUGAUAUUAC